UCAACACCGUCGCCAUCAUCAUCCCAACCGAAUCCAUCAUCGAAACCCUAGUUUUGGAACCCCACACCACAUCAACCCUUCCACUUCUCCAUACUUGUCUUCCACGCUCAGCUUUUUUUCUGUUCUCUCUCUUCUUCCCUAAUUCACGCCCGGAGAUGGGUGUCAUGGCUGGUUCUGCAGCACCUCUUCUUGAGCGGUCUUAAACUCGAGGUUAUUUGUCUUCAUGGUGGGUUGAUCCAGAGAGGAAGAUGGGUUGCUGCGUUUCUGCCGAGAAACGCGAUGGUUCGUGCAUGAAACUGACUAUGUCGAUGGCGGCCAAGGCCAAGAAGCUUGUUAUGAUGUCUGAGAAGAAGGGGAAGACCGUCGCGAACAGGGAGAACGGGGUCGUGGAGCUAGCGGCCAAGGGGCAGAAUGGAGAACGUGGCAUUAGUUCCGACGGGUCGUCUCGGAGAGAACGGAGUGAUGGUAGUAGAGACGCGGCUUUCUUUGAUUCCCUAGCUUGGUUGGAGUCUGACUGUGAUGAUGAUUAUUUUAGUGUCAGGGGAGAUUUUACCCCAUCCAGGGGAAACUCUUUGAAUUACCAUGGGAGCACACCUGGGACACCCCGGCCCACUUUGGCUUCAAUUGUCAGUAGAAUGUCUGAUAUCAAAGCGGAAAUAUCUCCAACUAGUAAGAGAAAGAAACUGGCAGAUCUUUUCAAGGAAACCCAGGAAAAAGAUGAUGAUGCUGGUGAUGUCUCAUUGCCUUUACAGCCUUCAUCUAUUAAUCGACAGAUGGUUGACAACGAGCAGCCAAAUGUCGAUGAAACAAAACCACUACCACCAAAGGCAUUAGUUCGAACACCUGUUCCGUUUGAUGCUAACUCCAGUAGCAACAGUGUACCAACUACAGAUUUUAUGGAUUUAAAGGUUGGGAACAGAAAGGGAGCCAAAGAAAGUCAGUGCUGCAUGCCAAAAAUGUUGCCUGGUCUUAGCUUCAAUGAGAAGAAAAUGCUGCCAAGUCCUGUCCUGAUGAUAGAAAAUAAGGCGUAAAUCCUUGUAGAGGUGUACGGGCACAAGUCUCAGGUGAAGUUUCUAUGAAGUUUAUGGAACUGAUAAUGCCAGGGACUAGGACUGAGCAGCAUGUAUAGUACAUGAGGUAUCAACAAAUAGACGAUACAUGUAUCUGAAAACAUGUAAGUCGUUUUAUGUAAAGUGUAUAUGCACUGUUUUUUUAUUGAAUGAGCUCUUUUAUCCGCAAAUAUAUUUUCUUAUGUAAUUAUACAGACUGUUGAAUCCACCUCAUAUUUUGGUCCUUUUUCUA
Messenger RNA from Nymphaea colorata (pocket water lily), 1302 nucleotides. RefSeq lists its product as uncharacterized. Bases 249 to 1031 code for a protein of 260 amino acids. Lineage: Eukaryota; Viridiplantae; Streptophyta; Magnoliopsida; Nymphaeales; Nymphaeaceae. The transcript is spliced from 3 exons. The record is from RefSeq and is a predicted model, not a curated record.